Messenger RNA from Uranotaenia lowii, 650 nucleotides. RefSeq lists its product as uncharacterized. The record is from RefSeq and is a predicted model, not a curated record. NCBI's taxonomy places the organism in Eukaryota, Metazoa, Arthropoda, Insecta, Diptera, Culicidae. Bases 42 to 587 code for a protein of 181 amino acids. The transcript has 2 exons.
UCUCAAGUAUCGACCCAUAGACGAACAUCCACCACUUGAAAAUGGCUCGACUUUGUACUCUCGUUCUAGUAACAUUUUCGAUUUUCCUCGAUUGUUGCUCUAAGAAAAUUGAACUCGAGCUUCAAAGAGUUGAACAAAUCGGUGGAGAAGGAUUCGUAACCAGUAAUCUACGUGUAAGAAAAUUCAACCGAACAACCGCUGUCGUAUCCGGAACAAUUCAAUACCACGAAGACUUGGACAAUAGCUUUACGUUCGAAAUGCAAUCCGCGUACAGCGCUCUCGGAAACAACCAGUUCAACGAAUAUCCGAUGAAUUUAAAGAAGCAAAGCUUUUGCGAUUUCCUCAACACAACCUACCGAGAGUAUCAGCAUCUUUGGAAGGACAGUUCCGAUUGGAUUCAGGUGGGCCCCGAAGGAUUGUGUCCCUGGCCCAAGGGCACUUACACCUUCACCGAUCUGUGGCUGACAGAUACCUCGGACAUUCCUCCGGUCGUUCCAGCGGGCCUCUGGAGAAUUGGCGUCGUGUACACGGGACCGAAGCAGCAGAAAGCAAUCAUUCAGUUCUUCUCGAAAGUUUAUUAUUCUUAAGGUUUUUUUUUAAUUAAAUUCUUUAAACCAUUUGAAAUCUUGUUCAAAAAAAAAUUUCCUUGU